ACGUGCGAGGCCGUAAAAUGCUGUUAGGGCCACUGUUAGAAAUAGAGGUCUAUGGGUUUGUUUGUAUCGAUCUUAGUCCGAAUAUAUGCAAGGUGCUGUUGAGUCAUUGCGAGUAUUUGCCCAGUCGUGAUAGUUCCGCGUGUGGUGGUGUUUUAGUGCUGAAAG
Messenger RNA from Racocetra persica, 165 nucleotides. Lineage: Eukaryota; Fungi; Glomeromycota; Glomeromycetes; Diversisporales; Gigasporaceae. The record is from the annotation of a GenBank genome assembly.